This is a messenger RNA of Anoplophora glabripennis (Asian longhorned beetle), 982 nucleotides long. RefSeq names its product probable 18S rRNA (guanine-N(7))-methyltransferase. The record is from RefSeq and is a predicted model, not a curated record. The transcript is spliced from 7 exons. Gene Ontology annotation, molecular function: rRNA (guanine) methyltransferase activity. Bases 93 to 917 code for a protein of 274 amino acids. Gene Ontology annotation, biological process: rRNA (guanine-N7)-methylation. Gene Ontology annotation, cellular component: nucleolus. Lineage: Eukaryota; Metazoa; Arthropoda; Insecta; Coleoptera; Cerambycidae.
UUUGUUUUGUAUUUAUUAAUUUUUAAGGCUAAGGUCUAUUUGCAUGUUAAAUAUUUUUUAAUAAUAAAUAAAUGCAAUAAACUCUAUUAGACAUGUCACGACCUGAAUAUUUAGCUCCACCUGAGAUAUUCUACAAUGAAAAUGAGGCGAGAAAAUACACCCAGAAUUCCAGAAUCAUUGAUAUUCAAGUGCAGAUGUCGGAACGUGCUAUAGAACUACUCGUUUUACCUGAAGAUGCUCCUUGUUUCUUAUUGGAUGUAGGUUGUGGUUCAGGAUUAAGCGGUAGCGUUCUGGAAGACCAGGGUCAUUUCUGGGUCGGGAUGGAUAUAUCCACAGCGAUGUUAGACAUAGCCGUUGAACGAGAGGUGGAAGGUGACCUUUUGCUGUCAGAUAUGGGGCAAGGCUGCCCGUUUAGAGCAGGAACUUUUGACGGAGCGAUUAGCAUAUCGGCACUACAAUGGCUGUGCAACGCCGACAAAUCCUCUCACAAGCCCGUACAGAGGUUGUAUAAAUUCUUCAGCAUGUUGUACGCUUGUUUGAGCCGUUCCGCCAGGGCGGUUUUGCAAUUUUAUCCGGAGAAUGGCGAUCAGAUGGAGUUGUUAACCACCCAGGCCAUGAAGGCCGGUUUUUAUGGCGGCGUGGUGGUAGACUACCCCAAUAGUACCAAAGCUAAAAAAUUUUUCCUUGUAUUGAUGACGGGCGGCAACUUACCGUUGCCUAAAGCUCUGGGAACCGAUGAGGAUUCUCAUGGUGUGACGUAUACCGCAAAAAGGGAGCGUUUGAAGCAGCAAAGGGGGAAAUCCUUGAAAAGGGGCAGGAAUUGGAUUUUGGAGAAGAAAGAAAGGAGGCGGCGACAAGGGAAGGACGUCAGGGCCGACUCGAAAUAUACGGGGAGGAAAAGAAGCGGCAAGUUCUAAACUUGCCAUUUUCCCCGACAAAAUUAUUUAUAUGUUUUAAAAAUAAAAUUCUAUGUUUUAUGCGA